AUGGUUGUACGUCUGGCCUAACCGCGCCCUACAAUGCCUGCCAUGAGAAGGCCCUCUCUAACACUUUCCAGCUCGGCCGCGUAGCCCACUAUGCCUUCGACGCAGUCCUCAUCUCCGCGUUCCUCGCCGGUGUCAAGCGGUCCACCGGAUUAACGUGAGUCUAUCGUCUAAUCUCUCCCAAAAAGGCCAGACGUUCUGGAUGUCUGACCUAACGCCUCAAGUCCCAGCAUCAAGCCCGACACUUUCUCCGAAUCCCCUUCUAUCAAGAAAUGGAUCGAAAACUACCUUUGGGUUGGAGAGACGAUCAUGGACCAGAGUGUUGCUCUGAUGAGUACGAGUGGGUAUUUUGAGAGGAAGCGUUGA
Lecanosticta acicola is the source of this 363-nucleotide messenger RNA. Lineage: Eukaryota; Fungi; Ascomycota; Dothideomycetes; Mycosphaerellales; Mycosphaerellaceae. The record is from the annotation of a GenBank genome assembly.